CGCAUCGCUGCCCCCUCCAUGUUAGCUGAUCCUCCUGACAGGCUCCGUGUCGCAUGGCUGGCCAACUACGGAUCGUCUUCAUCCCAUUGAGCACUUGAGCACUUGAGCUCUCCCUCCCUCCCUCUCUCCCACUCCCCCCAUCCCAGCUUCUCCGCUAUAAUCUUCACCCGCUGCGACGAGCUCCCCUCGUCCGACAUCGAUUGUCUUCACCAUGGUCGAAGAUGCGUGGUCCGACAUCUGCGUCAGUUGCGCGGAGCUGUUGGCCAGCGUCCCGAUCUCCGUCCUACUUGUGACCCUCGUUGCAACGCUCUCCGGGCUGUUUGUGCUGUUCUACACCACCCUCUACCUCGUCGCUCCGAUCCCGCGGAAACCCUUUCCUGGCGAAAAGAAGUACCGGACGGUCUUGCAGGACGGGACAAUCACGGACCCGCAACAACUCCCUUGCUGGCAAGAUGUCCUGGAUGCUCAGAAACAGAAAGGGUCUGGUCCGCUCGUCGACCGUCCGUCCGUGGAGGAACCCGAUCUGUUCGUGUCGGUGGUGGUGCCGGCCUACAAUGAAGAGGACCGUCUCGGAGGCAUGCUGGAAGAGGCUGUGAACUACCUGGAACGGAUGUAUGGGACGACUGCCAUCGUUGACGGUGCCACGGCCGAGAAGGAAGUCCGGCAGCGGAAACAGGCUAACGGCCAGGUGAACGGCUCCGCGACGCAUCGCCCGGUGCACGAUAACAAGGGCUGGGAGAUCAUUCUGGUCUCGGACGGAUCGAAGGACCGGACCGAGGAAACGGCGUUCUCGUUCGCUCGCGAUCACCAGCUCUCCAUGCAUCCCAAGGGCCACGCCGGUCCGUGGACCCCGGAGACCCACGAGGGCGCCCAUAUCCCCUCCGGAACCAUCAGGGUCGUCACUCUGACCGAGAACCGCGGUAAGGGCGGCGCCGUCACCCACGGCAUGAGACACGUCCGCGGCCAGUACGUGGUGUUUGCAGAUGCCGACGGCGCCAGCAAAUUCGAGGAUCUCGGGAAGCUCAUCACCGCGUGUCAGAAGACCGCGGACUCGCAGGGCCGUGGUGUGGCCGUGGGCUCUCGGGCGCAUAUGGUUGGAAGCGAGGCUGUCGUCAAGCGAUCCAAACUGCGCAACUUCCUCAUGCAUUCCUUCCACCUCAUCCUCUGGCUGAUGACGCCGUCCAAGACGGCCACCAUCAAAGACACCCAGUGCGGAUUCAAGCUGUUUUCGCGGGCCGCCCUGCCCGACAUCAUCCCCUAUAUGCACUCGGAGGGCUGGAUCUUCGACGUCGAGAUGCUCAUGCUGGCGGAGUUUUCGGGCAUCCCUGUCGCCGAAGUCCCCGUCGGCUGGCGAGAGGUCACAGGGAGUAAGUUGAAUGUGCUCCGCGAUAGUAUUGGGAUGGCCUGGGGACUGGCUGUUUUGCGGGCGGCGUGGUUACUUGGGGUUUAUAGGCGGAGUUGACUGUUAUUUUAUUUUUAUUUUUAUUGUUUUUAUUCUUAUUUCAAGUAGUUAUAUCGGCCCACAUACCUACUACCUACUUAC
Messenger RNA from Aspergillus heteromorphus CBS 117.55, 1543 nucleotides. RefSeq names its product dolichyl-phosphate beta-glucosyltransferase. NCBI's taxonomy places the organism in Eukaryota, Fungi, Ascomycota, Eurotiomycetes, Eurotiales, Aspergillaceae. The coding region runs from base 212 to 1462 and encodes 416 amino acids. Gene Ontology annotation, cellular component: endoplasmic reticulum membrane. The transcript has 3 exons. The record is from RefSeq and is a predicted model, not a curated record.